AUGGAUCGGUCGUUUACUGUUCCCGUGGCGGCGGCGUCAAUGAAAAACAGUUCCGUCUCCAGAUCGCGCCAGUCGCUCGGUGGUUCGCUGUUCUCUGGUGGUGGCCGAUCAAACAACACCAGCACCUUUGCCCGACAGGGCUCUGGUCGCUACAGUAUGUCAUCCCGCUCCAAUGUGUCCAGCCUGCGCGUCGUGGCAAAGUCCGAGUACAACUUGCUCGAAUCGUAUGGCUUGCCGUUGCCAGUGCAAGUGACGGAAGUGCUUACUUUCAACGAAAAAACGGUCCAGCUGUCGGUUAACUACAACGCGAACGGUUGGGCUUGGCUGGUGCAGGGUCGCCGGUUGUUUGUGUGGCAGUAUCGGGACCAAAGUUCCGCCCAGAAACCGGUCGGAGGGGGUUUCGCUUGUAGCGACCAUUUCCCGACACCGCGACGCCAGUACGCCAGUCAGUGCCGACAGUUGACGCUACCGCACUGCGACAUCGGACAUAAGGCGACACUGGUUACGGUGUUCGUGAAUGACGGUCACCAAAUGGCGUCUUGCUUGGCGGUUUCACCGGCCGGUGAUGUGCGCUAUUGGCAAUCGAUUGCCCACGAUGGGUCAUCGAUCGACGAGUGCAACAUUCUGGAAGGCCAAGAGUUCGAGCAACUGAUCGGUCUCGGUGGGCAGGAGUUUGUGUUGGCCACGACCACCUGCAGCUUGGUGCGACUGAAUGUGCACCUUCAGAACGGCCGGUACACGAUCGUGCCACGCCUGGUGAAAUCACCGUCCGGCUUUUUGGGUGGCAUCGGAAAACGGUUUUCUUCGAUUUUCAUCGGAAUGCACAGCACCCAGGAUCGGGAAAACAAAUUGGUUAAAAUCAGUUGCGAGAAAAUUUCGAAUAGCGAGUGGCACGUGACGGUGCUGGCAGAUCGUUGGAUACAACGGUGGGCUUUGCAGCCGCACAAUGCGUUCGAGCGGUUUCUGGCCGAGGAUGCCGAUAUAAUGAAAAAGAUGCGCGAUUUCUACCACCAAAAGCUGUGGAAUGGCCGGGAUGUGUCGGAGAUCGAGCUGUGGGCGCUCGACAUGCAACCCACCGAUCGGGGUGUUGUCAUUCUGUCCGCCGCCGUCAACCAGCUACGGUCCCAGCACGUGCACUACGCGCUGAUGACGAUCAUCUUCGAAGCGGACGCUACAUUCACGCUCAAGGAGACGACCAUCAUGCGCUACCAGGGCUUCUACAGUGCCGAGCGCCUGGCGGAGCUGAUCGAUUUUAGGUUCAUUGCCAACCGAAGUAUUGCGUACGUGUACAAUGAGCGAUGCAUUUUUCCGGUGGCACUGACCGGUUCCGGUGGCAGCGAGAGCCCGCCGUCGGAGGAGGUGGAAAAGAUCGAGUUUCAUGCACGCGAAGAUACGAUUUUGAUUGGCAACUGUUUCCAAAACACGCCGCUCUUUUUCACACGGCUCAACGGUAUGCUGGUAGUGACACCAUCCGAUUUUGACCCGAGCGACAUGUUCAACACUUCCAUCGCUUCGGACGUGUUCACUCCGAACGUUUCGCUGGCGGCCGAUUCGACCGUUUUGUUGCAGCAAUCGAUGAUGUUUGCACCGGCUACCACAAACGCGGGCAAUCUGGUACUGUUUGAGCUGGAUCCGGACGAGCUGGCGGCCUCGGCCGACGAACAGCAAGAUCCGGUCCAUCAGCUUAAGGCUGCUUUCAUUUAUCACAUUAAGCGCAACACUGGGGCAGCGGAUGAGCUAAUCGGAUCGCUGCUAGAAUCGUUCGAUCAGCAAGACUUGAGCGUCGAUGGUAUGCUCGAUCGAGUCGUGCUGAAGAUAGCGAUCGAUCUGGCUGACGAUACACCUGCGGCCGAUCCACGCUGGGAGGUUACCAAUCGCUACGCGCUUGGAUCAUCUACCUCAAUGCAGAUCAUACAGCAGCUGCGCGAGAAAAAUGUUGCCUUCGUGCAGUUUAUUGAGUUUUUGCACAACCGCGGUCUUUGGGAGCGCCUGAGUGCGGUCAGCCGUUCGGACUCCAGUUCGGGUGGCGUUCGUCCCACUGCCCUCUGCUUGGCGGACGUUGGCGAAAAGAUUGUGGCCGCUAUCGGCCUCAAGUGUCUGCACAACAGUCACACUCGGCUGAUCGACGAAGCGAUAGCACUCACACUGCGGCAAACCGCUCGCACCGUCCCAUUUCCGAACCUGACGCCGCAGGAUGUGUUCUACGCCCAAACGAGCCGCCUGGAAGAACUGUUCCAGGUGCUCAGCGAGCUGGUCGAUGAAUAUGUUCGCCAGGAGCUAAGUUCCGUGCAAAUUCAGACGGCUCUGGUCGAAGUGAACACGAUCGUGCUAUCCGUCCUGCAGGAGGUGAUAAAGUACCGUGAAGGGAAAACGGAACAAUUUGUUACCCGUGAAGAAGUUCGUGACCGUUAUGAGUAUGUACCAUGGACGGCUGCCCCGGGAAAGAUGGGUUUACGCGACGUUUUGCUACGCAUGAUCGCCACUACUAUACGGCACGGCAUCAAAGGGACGGCGGAACCGGAGUUUCGGGUCAAACACUUCAAACAUCUGACGGAUCUGGUUGACUACGUGCUGGAUGGUCGCAAAAAUUACCUGGAGAGUGUGCGAGACGAAGAGAAGUAUGCCGUUCUGCGCCAGCAGUACGAAUCGCAGCGAAGCGAUCUCAUCUAUCCACUGGUGGAGGAAGAACAGUACGAAUUGGCCGCCAAGCUGGCGGAAAAGUACCUCGACUUUCAGACGUUGGUAGAAAUUUGCGACAAAACCAACAACCAAGAGCGGCUGGAAGAGUACAUCGAACGCUACAAGGAGCACGACUUUUCGCAGUUUGCCAUCAGUUGGCACAUGCGGGAGAACAAACAGGGGGACAUACUGCACCGCUUCAAGAAUAACCAAGCCGCCCUUGCCCGCUUCCUGGUCGACCACCCUUCGAUGGCAUGGAUUCAGCUAGUGUUCAAUGGCGAGCUCGCGCAAGCCGGGCAAGUGCUGUUCGAUUUGGGGCAACGUGAACGCGAAUUACUGACCCGAAAGCGCAUCAUGCUCUGCCUGGCCAAACUGUGUUUGCUGGCGGCCGAAGGUGAACGGUAUCAGGUACAGCUCGAUAAUAUCAACUCUGAGCUGGAGCUGAUUGAGGUUCAGGAAAACAUACCCUCCGAAGUGCUGGACAUUUACGGUUAUGACACCAAGCACGUGAAGGUUCUUACGCCAGAGGAAAUGGUUGACCUCUUCAUCGCCGACGAAUACAGUAAAGCGAGUGAAAAGGAAUUCCGGUACGCGCUUUCAUUGCUCAACUUUGUCGAGGAGCCGAUGGAGGUACGACAGAAAAUCUGGUGCGCAGCCAUUCAGCGUGACUCGUGGGAAGAAUACAAUCAAAGCGCACCCCUUGACACAAUGCAGACGAUGCUGUUUUUCAAACUGAUUGAUCUGUGCUACAUCAUGGACGGCGAGCUCGAAAACUUCCUUCCACCACUGGAAAGCUUCCUGAAUGCCCCCGAGCUGGGCGCUUUGACAAAGAGCAAAUCUUUCCAGUACCUCUUGAAACUCGGCUACGAGCAUAUCACCGAAUCUUAUCGGAAACAGUAGCGUUGGA
Messenger RNA from Anopheles cruzii, 3586 nucleotides. RefSeq names its product nuclear pore complex protein Nup133 (gene Nup133). Gene Ontology annotation, biological process: poly(A)+ mRNA export from nucleus; protein import into nucleus; transcription-dependent tethering of RNA polymerase II gene DNA at nuclear periphery. NCBI's taxonomy places the organism in Eukaryota, Metazoa, Arthropoda, Insecta, Diptera, Culicidae. Gene Ontology annotation, cellular component: nuclear pore outer ring. Bases 1 to 3579 code for a protein of 1192 amino acids. The record is from RefSeq and is a predicted model, not a curated record. The transcript has 5 exons. Gene Ontology annotation, molecular function: structural constituent of nuclear pore; protein binding.